UAUAUAUGCUCUCCGAACUCUAUGGUAUUUAAUUCCCUGGUGUGUUUAAUACCAUUUUUAGUAUAUAUUACUUACCUCGUUUCACAUCGACAACUAAACGUAUUGUACUGGGAAUUUAAUUUACUUCUAACAUGUAUUUUUAUUUUCAUUUUAAUAUCAUUUCUUCACAUAUUUAUGUCAAUCUCAUGUGCGACCACUGUACAAAUAUCUCGUCCAAUUAUUUAUUUAUUACACUCAUAUUUACUCAAUCACGGUUUUGUUUGUUCCAGGUUCAAUUAUCUCGGCAAAAUGAAAUUUCGAUUUCUUGGUGAUGGAGACUGCCCCGACUGGUUACUUGCUCAGAUAAUCACCAUGUCUCGUAUGACUUCAAUAAAAAUGAAAUUAUUGGGAGCACUAGUCGUAAAAUCGAUACUUAGCAACGGUGAAAUUGACGAAGAUAAAAUAAAGAAGCUUACACAGGAUGCUAAAUUAGAUUGGGACGACGCAAUGUCCAUAGUAUCGGCCCUAGAAAUGAUAAUAACCUCUUCAGCGCGUUACGAAGUCAACGCGGAUGACCUUAGCAGCGAAUUGCAGCAACUAGGACUGCCCAAAGAACACAGUAUUGUUAUCGGGCGGCUGCAUACUGAUAAUUACAAUCAAAUUCACGAUCAUUUGUUGGCUCAAUCUUUACGCUUAAACGCGCUGUCCUCUAUAGACAUAGAGACUAAAAAAGACGAGACUAAAAAUUCCGUGAUGGUAACCAUGGGGUUAAAAAUAAAAAAAUUGGACGGUGAUGAUGAGAAAGUAUCCAUCAACAUUCCCAAAGACAAAUUGGCUGUUCUAAUCGAGGAGAUGAAGAAAGUACGCGGCAUUAUGGAGGAGAUGUGCAGCAUUAAAACAAUGUAA
This is a messenger RNA of Cotesia congregata, 885 nucleotides long. The record is from the annotation of a GenBank genome assembly. Lineage: Eukaryota; Metazoa; Arthropoda; Insecta; Hymenoptera; Braconidae.